Messenger RNA from Drosophila pseudoobscura, 3647 nucleotides. RefSeq names its product Myosin phosphatase targeting subunit 75D (gene MYPT-75D). Bases 955 to 3288 code for a protein of 777 amino acids. Gene Ontology annotation, molecular function: myosin phosphatase regulator activity; protein binding; enzyme inhibitor activity. The transcript has 10 exons. The record is from RefSeq and is a predicted model, not a curated record. Gene Ontology annotation, cellular component: cytoplasm. NCBI's taxonomy places the organism in Eukaryota, Metazoa, Arthropoda, Insecta, Diptera, Drosophilidae.
AGUUGUUAUUCUGCUUAAAUUAAGGGGGGCUUGAGUGGGCUAAGCUCGUUUUUUCAACACUGCUUGUUGCUCUCGCGUUGUGCGCGGUUUGAACAAAUCAAAAUGUACGCGCAUGCGAAAGAAACCAAAGUUAUUUGUACGAUCAGCAAACAAUACAGAAGAUCUCUGCACUAAUUUUCACCUGAGCGCAGCCAGUGCAGUGGGUGUUUCUGUGUGCGUUUUUGUUUUUUGUGUGAUUUGAUUCAAUUUGAUUGAAGGCAGCCCACUUGCCACUUGUGCUGCAACAAAAAAGCGGAAUAAACGCAAAAAAAAAAAAAAAACACUGAGGAGACUGCAAUUGGAACUGAAUGGCAGUUGUCGGCCUUUCGUCUUCUUCAUCAUCUUCGUUCAUUUUGAAGGUAAUAUGCUGGCAAUGCUGUUUUAUUGAUCAUACAUCCCAAAAGGGAAGCACAACAGAAAUCUGCAGUUAAAGCGAAUGAGAGAGCUUGGACAAACAUCAACAGGAGCCCGGAAGCACGGAAGCACGGAAGCACGAAGGACCAACCAAAUCAUAAGUAAACAGAGCGAUAGGGAGCGAGCGGACAGGGUGGACAGCGGAUAGGGGAGGCGGCAGGACGAAGGAUAAACGUGGUCUCGUUGCCAUGAGUGCAGCCUCGGGUGUUGUCAAGGAGUAGCAGGUGAUAGGAGCUGCACCAAGGAGGCACAACCACAAUAGACCUCCGCACCCGCACCCGCAGUCGUAGCCGCACUUGCAAUCAAAUUCAAAGAUGCAAAUUACAAUUUCCAUAGACAAACACGACAGAGCAACAGCAACAGCAACAGCCACAUAAAUUGCUCCCAACAAAUGGUUUAAAUUUGUUUGAUUAGAACCGAGAAAGUGAGAAACUGAGAAGAACACACAUAUCAUACAAUCGCAGGGAGAGCACGGUGGCCGUGUCGUCUGACUCUGACAAAAUGAUUAAGGGUAUUCUGAUCCAGCGCAAGAGCCAGGAGGAUGCCAGCUACGCGAAGCAGCUCAAGAUGGAGCACGCCGAUCUGGUGGCCGAGAUGCAGACGGUGGAGAGUCUGCCCACCCACGAGCGCCUGCAGCUGGCCAGACUACGGCGGGCCCAGCAGCUGAAGCUGUCGCGGCAGAAGGACAAGGAGUGGGCCAAGCUGCAGCGAGCCAAGGGCAAUACAGGAAGCGCUGCCGUGGCAGCGAGCGGCGCCAGCCACGGGCACACGGGUCUGAUGAACGGCAAUGGGGACACAACGCAUCAUUUUCGGCAUGCCAACGGCUCGGGGACGGUGAGCGGCAGGCGGCACAUAUCCUUCGAGAACAGCGUGGUGCUGCUGGAAGCGGCCUCGCGCAACGAUAUGCCAGAGGUGGCGGCCCUGCUGCAGCACGGCAUCACGCCGGAUGCGGCCAACGAAGACGGACUGACGGCCAUGCACCAGGCGUGCAUCGACAACAACGUGCAGAUGCUGCAGCUGCUGCUCGAGUACGGGGCGGAUGUGGAUGCCCAGGACAGUGAUAAAUGGACGCCGCUGCAUGCGGCUGCCACCUGCGGCCAUCUCGAGCUGGUGCGCAUCCUCAUCCGGCACGGUGCUAACCUGCUGGCCGUCAACACGGACGGCAACAUGCCCUACGACCUGUGCGACGACGAGAACUCGCUGGACUUUAUCGAGGGCGAGAUGGCCCAGCGCGGCGUCACCCAGGAGCUGAUCGACGAGACGCGCUCCUCCACGGAACGCAUCAUGCUGCGGGAUCUCAUGGAGCUGGCCCGCACUGGCGGGGAUCUUGAGGAGCCGGACUAUCAGUGUGCCACCCCACUGCACAUAGCCGCCGCCAAUGGCUAUGUGCGUGUGGUGGAGUUCCUGCUGGAGCAGCACGUCAAUGUGGAUGCCAUGGACAAGGAUCUGUGGACGCCAGUGCAUGCGGCCGCCUGCUGGGGUCAUCUUGAGGUCCUUGAGAUGCUCGCCCAAUGCGGUGCCGAUUUGAAUGUCCGCAACAAAGACGAUGAGACGCCCUCAGAUAUCUGUGAGGAUCCCGAGAUCAGGGAGCGCAUUGAGCAGCUGAAAACGGAGCAGGAGAGCAAACGACUGGCCGAGGCGCAACGAAGGCGCGUUCGCCGCUCUCAGAGCAACAAUACCAGGGCGCAAUCGGUGCGCCGGACCAGUUUGCGGGACAAAACGCUGACAACCAAAAAGGAUGCCGUCGAGGAGACUCGCCUACGGCUGCAGGCCCAGGAGGCGACCGCCACAGAGGGGGCCCCUGCCUCCCUGGAUCCACUGGCCAAUGGCUAUGGCUAUGGCAGCAGCAGCGGCGGCGGCGGCAGCAGCCACCACAACGGUGAGAAGCGCCCCUCGACGGCCAGCCAGAAUGGCCAUGGCCACGGCCACGGCACUGGCCAGCUACUGCCACACUCCAAGUCCGCCGAUGCGCUGGACAACGCCACUUCGAUCACUUCAUCCACAUCCACAACAACCGCAACACAUUCCUUCCAGUCGCGUCGUCCACCCGAUGGCCGCGAAAACGACGAGCUGCUCCGCCUGAAAGGAGCCCAGGACGGUGCCGCGGGCGAGAUGCAGCGCGCCACCUCAGCGGCGGCCGUCAUCCUCACCGACAAGGGUACGGCGGCCAGUGCCGAGGCCGUGCAGUUUCAGUCGUCCAAAGAGGCUGCCAACGGCAAGAUCAAUGUCCAGGUCACCGUUCUAGUGGACACGAACAGCACGCAUCAUCAGCAGCAGCUCCAACAACACGCGAUGCUGCUGCAGCAACAUCAGCAUCAACAGCAGCAUGCUGGCAGCAUGGAUGGCUUCAGUGCUGCGACCUUGUCGAACUUGAAGAAGCAGCGCUCCCUCUCACGCACCGCGAAUGUCCUUAACAAUUUCGAACUCUCAUCAAACUCCACUACGACUACGACAACAUCCACAGCAUCGAAUCCCAUUGUAGCGGCAGUAGCAACAGCAACAGCAACAACAUCUAAUGGUUCUGUUUUAGGAGCCAACAACAACAAUAACAACAGCACCAGCAACAACAACAACAACGGUGGAGGCGGAGCAGUAGCAGGAGGAGGAGGAGGAGGAGGUGGUGGAGGAUCAGCAUCAGCAGGAGGAGCAACCGCACCGAUCUCCACCCAACCCCUGGGACUGGGCCCCAUGGGUGGUGGCGGUCCCGGCAGCCUGCUGGACUUUGAGGCCGCAUCGCCGGCAACGAGCAAUUCGGUGAACAAGUUUAGCGGCAUCACGGGCGACGUGGUCAGCGAUAGCACCAGUUCCAGCCGUAAGUGCUGUGUCCUCAUGUAGGAACAGCGCUCAACUCGAUCACCACAGUCCACGCUCCACGCUCCAGCUGAAUAACAGGGUAUUAACCAAGAGAAGCAGGCAUUAUCGUGAAGAAUGCCAUUGCAAAGAUUUGUCAGAUAGAUAGAUUCGAUAUAGAGACCAUUUUUUACAUGGGAUUGUGUAAGCAAGCAAAAGAAAAGUGUCUUUUUUUUUUUUAGAAAUUUAGUGAGAAAAUUCGUUGAGAAUUGUUAAUUGUAUAAACCAGAAAACUUGAUCCAACAAAGAGUUCAAUUCUGUGAGCUCCCCCAUUAACGGCUCAAAGUCGUUGCAUUUUCCUAUAACGAAUGCUACACUACACUACACAACACAACAAAUUAUAA